AUGUUUGUCUCUCCUUUCGGGUUUUUGAUUGCACUGUUUGGGUUUUUUAACUUAAUUGACUUUUAUUUAAGUGAUGAAUUUGAAAGAAUUGAGUAUAAUCAAGAUUUGACAAAAAUAAAAUAUUAUGAUUCUCCUAAGCAUAUUGAUAAGGGUUAUUUAUAUAAACAUGUAGCAAAAUCAUUAUUUCAAGAUUUAAUUGUAACCGUAAAAAUCGAUAAAAAUGAUCUAUCUCAUGAUGUAAUAAGUUUACCAAAAAAAAAAAGUUAUAUAAAAAUAGUAGGAGAUUGGAGUAAAUAUCCAAAGCAUAAAUAUAAUAUGAUAUGUUUGGCAUUUGUACAAAGAAAAGGUACAAAACUAAAUAAACAACAAUUAUGUACAGACUCAGAUUUUACAUCAAAUGAUUCUUAUAAAGUAUGUUAUAAAGAAAAUAACUAUUCUAUAAAAAGUUUAUUUUUAUAUUUUGAACUAUCUCAGGGUUAUUUUAAAAAAUUAUUUUCAUUAUUUAAUAUACCAGUAAUAGUUAAUAUAGAUAAUACACAAGUUAAUUAUACUAACAAUAAUAAUGUAAAGGAUGAAAAACCAAUUCUAGAUUUAUUUGUAUGUUAUAAAUCUAAUGAUGAGCCAGUUUCCAUUUUAGGAAAAGUUAUAUUUAAUUCUUAUCCAAAAGGCAUAAAAAAUGAGCUUGAUGAAUAUAAUACUAUUUAUACUAAAUCAUUUUUAACGUCAAAUUGGGAUUAUUCAAUUUUUAUUCAAGCAGAAUAUUUAACGAUAUAUAAUAGAAUAGCAUUUUUUAAAAUACCUCAUGAUUUUAAUAAAGAUAAAGAUAAAAAAUGUGCACCGUUUUGGAAUUAUGCUAUAUUAGGUGCAGGCCCAAUAAAUAAAUUAAAAAGAGAACCACAUUCUGUAAUAACAGAAAAUCAUAUACAAUACUUUUUUACAAAUGAUAAUAAACUGAUUAAUUAUUAUAUACCAUAUAUUAAAGACAAUGAUUUACAAAUUAAUGAUAAUUAUGCAAUUUGUUUAUAUUCUGACGAAAAUGAUUUUGAAGGAAUAGAACUCGUAAAUGUACAUUUUUAUAUUAACUUAACAGAUUCUAUUAUUAUAAUAUUUUUAAUUAUUUUUAUCAUUGUGUUUAUACCACUCAUUUUUUCACUAACCUAUUUAUGUGCCAUCUUAAAAAUUAACAACCUUAAGGUAAAAAUGCAAAAAUUAAAAUUAUUAAACAGAAAAGAUGAAAUUGAAGAUAGGCUUCAAAAGGAAUUAAAUUUGAAUCAGUACGAAUAUCCAUAG
Plasmodium yoelii is the source of this 1290-nucleotide messenger RNA. Its product is annotated as conserved protein, unknown function. Bases 1 to 1290 code for a protein of 429 amino acids. NCBI's taxonomy places the organism in Eukaryota, Apicomplexa, Aconoidasida, Haemosporida, Plasmodiidae. The record is from RefSeq and is a predicted model, not a curated record. The transcript has a single exon.